Messenger RNA from Limulus polyphemus (Atlantic horseshoe crab), 5460 nucleotides. RefSeq names its product cold shock domain-containing protein E1-like. The record is from RefSeq and is a predicted model, not a curated record. The coding region runs from base 389 to 3043 and encodes 884 amino acids. Gene Ontology annotation, molecular function: nucleic acid binding. NCBI's taxonomy places the organism in Eukaryota, Metazoa, Arthropoda, Merostomata, Xiphosura, Limulidae. The transcript is spliced from 16 exons.
UUCAGGAAUCAUUUCUUAAAAAAAAAAAAAAUUGUACACAGCAUCGAAAUGGCGGCUUGUCCUCGGUGGUGUGCUACGUCGAGCUCAUUUAGAAACUAGAAAAUACCCCAUAAGGACCCAAGCUCCGACACUCGUGGCACACACUGUUGACAAUCUGAGGCAUCUUUUUAUUGGCAUUUACUUCUCUUUAAUUUGGAAAAUUGUAACUGAAGUUUUUUAUACAAACUUAUACUUUAGUCGUGGGUAUAAAGAAGAAAAAUAGAACUUACUGACAAUUAGAGAGCUUGAUAAACAACAACAAAAAAAGAACUUCACAGAACCUUGCCAUCAUUUUCCAAGAUCAAAUUUUAUUUAUUAGUGUAUUGGCUAACUGUAAUUUCAAGCAACCAUGUCAAGCCCUCAGUGGAAGAAUUUCCAGCCGCCAUCACAACCCAGUACCACACCUUCCUACCAGCGCUCUCCUUCUUUCAGUAAGACUGCCAACAAUCAAGAUAACAGCAACAUGUCUAGCUCUACUUGUAGCUCAUCAUCAAGUGGCCUUCGUGAGGCUGGAAUCGUGGAAAAGCUUUUGCAUUCUUAUGGAUUCAUUCAGUGCUCUGAGAGACAAGCAAGACUAUUUUUUCAUUUCAGUCAAUUUUCUGGUAAAAUUGAACACCUAAAAAUAGGAGACUCUGUUGAGUAUGAAAUGACAUAUGAUCGAAGAACUGGGAAACCCAUUGCCAGUUCAGUUACAAAAAUCUCAUCUGAAGCAUUGUCUCAUGAAGUUUUAAGUGAUUACAGAGUUUCUGGCUUUGUGACAACAGAAAUUAGUGAUGGUUCUGAGGGCCGUGUGGCAUAUGAGAAUCGAGGUGAAUGUUUUUUCCUUCCGUACACAAAGGACGACCUUGAGUAUUCCAACCAACACCUAAAAGCAAAAGAUAAGGUUGCUUUUCAUAUAGCAACUGACAAAAAAUCUGGAAAUCUUCGUGCAAGAAAAGUUAGAUUAGAAAAAGCACAACCAGUGAGAUAUCAGGGGGUAGUAUGUGCUUUGAAGGAAACCUUUGGAUUUAUAGAAAGAGCUGACGUAGUCAAAGAGAUAUUUUUUCACUCAAGUGAAUGUAAAGAAUUCCGAAAUUUAGAUCUGGGAGCUGAUGUAGAAUUCAGCAUACAGACCAGGAAUAAUAAAGAGGUGGCAGUGAAUGUCACUUGUCUGCCCUCAGGAACUGUUGUUUUUGAGGACAUUGAUUCAGAAGAAACCAUUGGCCGAGUAAUUGACCCCAUUGAUCGUUGCCAAGGUAGGCAACAAAAUGACCCAUUAUCUGGUAAAAUUCAGUAUCAUUUUGGGGGAAGUGAUGUGGAUCUUCCUUUUGGUGAUAAAGACCCACUAGGGGAUUUCACCUUACAAAGAGGUGACUGGGUUCGUUUCAAAGUUGCUACUGAUCGACGAGACAAUCUUCAACGUGCCACCAAUAUUGAAAUUCUUGAUGAGAGUUUCCUAGUUUCAGGUGAACAGAGAGAACAAGGAAUCAUAUCAAACCUGAAAGAGUCUUUUGGAUUUAUCAAGUGUGCCAACAGGGAUUCUUGUGUUUAUUUCCGAUUUUCUGAACUUUUGAAUCCAGACAAUCCAGUCCAAGUUCAGGAUGAAGUAGAGUUCACCGUAACCAAGGACCCUGUUUCAUCAGGCCGUUCACAUGCCAUCAGAAUUAAACAACUUCCCUCUGGAACUGUUUGUUUAAACUCUUUAGAGGGAAAUUCAGGGACUGGACAAAGCAUUGGAAUUGUGGAAAAGACACCUUCCAAUCAAUGGUCUUCAAAGAGUCCAAGUAAAGGGGAUUCUGUGCCAAGCUGUACUAAUGGCAUCAUUUCCUUUUACAAAAAUGGUGAAAAAGAAAUAAUUCAUUACCAACUAAAGGAUUGUGACAGUCAGAACCAGCCUAGAUCAGGGGAUAAAGUGGAAUUUACUAUUAACACAUCAAAAGUCAACAACCAGAAAAUUGCUAAUGAUGUCAAAGUUGUCAGUCGACAAGUAAAAAAUGGUUUUCGGUAUGCACAUCGUGGAUUUAUAGCAGCACUGAAAGACAGUUUUGGAUUUAUAGAAACUGAGGACCAUAAAAGUGAAGUUUUUUUUCAUUUCAGUGUUUUUGAUGGUAAUCCCUCUCAUUUGGAACUGGGACAAGAGGUUGGGUAUGGGGUAACGCACAAAGGAGGUAAACAGAGUGCUGAAUGUGUUCGCAAGCUUGCUCCAGGAUCAAUUCCAGCUGAAGAGAUUUACCCAGAAAUUUUAAAUGGAACUGUUUAUCGUACCUUACGUUGUUUCAACCCAGAACAAGAAGAGUAUUCUGGUCUGAUUGCUUUGAAUAAUGCAGAUGAAGAUGGUGAUAUCAAUGUUGGACAGCCCACCUUGUAUCCUUUUGGAAUAACCAGCCUUUAUGACAAACAUGACAUGCUUCAGAAAGGAGAUGUGGUACAGUUCCAGAUCGGAAUUGCAAAGGCUACUGAGCAAGAGCAAGCAAUGAAUAUAAAAGCUGUUCGAACACGCCAUCAGUCGAUCGUGGAAGCUAUUAGAGGAAGUUUUGGGUUUCUAGCACAUGAGGUAGAUGGAAAGAAACUCUUCUUCCACAUGAGUGAAGUGAGGGAUGGCAUGACUCUGCAGACAGGGGAUAAAGUGGAUUUUGUUGUAGUCCAUAACCAGCGCACAGGAAGAUCUUCAGCCUGCAAUGUGGUGAAAACUUGUGACAGCCUUCCAAGUCAAAGGCCAGAACGUCUGAUAAGUCGGCUGCGAAUUAUAUCUGACGAAGGCAUUGGGCCACGUGUCAUUGUUGUCAGGCAGCCAAAAGGUCCCGAUGGAACCACUGGAUUUAAAACUUUUCAUCAGACAGCACAGGACCAAUCAACAGUUGCUACCUCAAAAAGCUUGGAACUCUCUAUCAGCAAGAUUAACAGUCCCCCUAAAAUUAUAAAUACUGUGGUGGAAAUCAUGCCAAAUGUCAUAAAUGGUUUAAAUUGUAAUGGUACAACUGAGUUAGGUGAUAUUGGCAUGACUGCUGUCAACAUAUUAACUUGACAAUUACAGCAUGAAUGAGAGUGACUGCAGUCAUACUGACUGCAGUUGUUUAGUUCCACUUGAUUAAUUGAAGUAUCUUUUUCUAAAGGCAAGCUUUCUUUGUCUUCAGAAAUUAUUUGUUUAAAGGAGUAAUGAAUCUGCAAUAAAAGUAAAGUUUGGCAUUAUAUAACCAGGGUAUUCUAACUUUAUAAAGUUUAUUUUCAACAGAAAGGAAACUACGAUAAGAAUAAUCAUGAUAUUUUAAAGUUGGAGUUUCAGUAGGCUUCUCAUUUUUGUCUUGUAUUUUAUAACUGCAGUACAGCAUAAUUUCAUUUCAGUAAUGUUUAAAGACAUCUUAUUAGCCCACAAGCCGUUUUGUUUUAUUCAAAUCUUAAAAAAAUGUCGUCAGUUGAAACUUUUGGUAAAACCUGUUUAAAAAAUGUCUGUAUUAGAAAAAAAAUAAUUUUUGGUAAUCUUUUUUCUAUUAUUAUUAUUAUUAAUCCUGAAGUUUAUUUUGAUUAAUCUCAAAGAUGUGAAGCAAAAUAUGAAACAAUUUCAUCCGUCAAUAAACAUCAGCUUUGCUUAAAUUUAGGGCUUCCUGAAAAAAUCACUGAUAUUUUGUUGUUACCUCUUCAAAGAACUUAAGUUUUCUCGAUGUACUAUCUGAAUACCUGUGAUAUUACUUUUGUAUGAUGUUCUUCCAUAUAAUGCUGUAUUAAAAGCAGAGAGUUUCAUUUAUAUAGAUUAUCAAUACAGCCUAUUUUAUCUAGACAAAUGUUUAAAAAUUUUGAUUAACCCUUUGCUGUAUGGUUAUGUAUGUAUGUAUGGAAUGUGUAAAACAAAAUAACUUGGGAAUAUCUACAUUGAAAUGUCAGUUAUGCGUUGGGCCUAAAACAUUGUUCAGAAUAAUAAAGUCAGGCUUCUCCAUUUUUGUAGAGUUAAUGUGUAUGCAUUGACAUUGAAGUAAUGAAAACAUCUUUAGAAACACCUAAAAAGUAAUUUUUUGCAUUUAACUCAGUUCUAAAAGAAUGUGUAAACCCUAUGCCCUUAAAAAAAUCAACCAGCUGUUUCAGUGUUCAAUAAUUAGUCCUUAUAAGUAAGUAGCUUUUUUACCUAUGCUUAUGAUAUAUACAUAGGCACUGGAGCUUUUUUUAAGUCAUUGAUCAAAGGAUGCUCCAGUGCUCAUUUGCAAAUAACUCCCUAUCUUCAACCUAUUUGAGCCUUUUUUCCUGGGCUUUUACUAUAUAUAUAAAGGCACCCUAUACAUUUAUGUUUAUAAUCAGUUUCAAAGUAACCAAAUUGUUCACAGGUUGUUUCUUUUUAUGUAUGUUUCUAUUGUAAGUUCGUGGUCAGUAUUUUCCUUAUCAUUAUUCUCUUUACACUUUCAGUAGUGUUGUGGUUGAUUCCUUACAAGUAUACAAGAAAAUAUUUAGUCAGUGCGUGUGUGUGUGAAACAUUUAAUACUUUGUUGAUCCUUUUCUCUUGUAUGACUUACACUGCAGAAGAAGAAUAUAUUAAGUAUUUUACUGUUGUUUUUUUGUGUGUGUGUGUGUGUGAUGCUUUCUUCACUUUUCGACUGAAUUAUCAUUUUUUACAGCAUUCCCAACCAAAACUAACAUGUAAAAACGUAUAUUAACAUUUAAUUCUAAACUAAUGUUGUAUAAAUCUCAUUCCAAGUGUAAAAGAAAAUAUAAUUAUAACUUUGUUAUAGACCAAAAGUUGAAUGUGAAGUUUUAAUUUCUGAUAAAAUGUAAACAUUGUAGUAAAAGGACUUAUAAAUAUGAAGGGUAAUCAUUCUGACGAUAUAUGUUUAACUUAAAUAGCAUAUGACAUUCAAAACAGACUGAUACCUAUAUAUAACUUUCUACAUUUAUGAUUACGUUUUCAUUGCUGAGCCCUAAAUGGUAAUUAGUUGCUAAAAUGUGACUAAAAAUAACAUCAAUUGCUUUGGAAAGUGUUUGUUAGAAGAACAAAGUUGGAACAGUGUAUUUACGUAAGUUUUCUGGCUUGAUUUCAUUCACAUUGCCAUAAUAGAGGCUUGUUAGUUAGCAUUGUUUUGAAUAUUAAAACAUAAUUUGAUACUGACCUAGUCAUUUUGAAUCAUACGUUGUACUUUAAAAACGAUCUGACUUGCGAAUAAGAAACCAGGGAUAAUAUUCUUACAGUUCAAGUAAAAAAUUACACAUUAUAUCUUAACCAGUCUUCUAAGCAGCAAAGGUUUCGGCGAUCUUACUAAUGGUUUUACUGCAAAGAAUUAUUGCUAUGAAGUUUUAUUGAAAGAAAUGUUUUAGUGUUUACGAAAUAAAAAGCAUUUUUCUUAAACUGUCGGAGUGUCAUUUUAGCUCAUAAAAGUGGAUUGAUUUUUGGAAAUAAUGCUCAUUUGAUGGAUGCAAGUAUUUUGAAGAGGUAAUAAACUGGAAAAUAAACUUGCAUUGAAA